AAGUUUUCCAUCCAAUCCACCCUCAAGAUCAUCCUUUCCAAUCGCGUUUUGGCACGCAUAAGCAAGAAGAGGCAAAGCCAAGACUCAAAGAAAGACUUCUUCCUGGGAUCUGAUUCAGACGUCAAUUUGGAAAAGAACUUGAAGUUGUCGCGUUUACUCUGGUUACGAUUGAACAUUGUGAUCGAUUGAUUGUCAGUUUCAACGCGUUCAGAGCAAAGUGGUACGUACGUACAUUCAUUCCUUCACGUCUCUGACGCGUUCGGUACCGUUUUGUACUUCAACUCAAUCUUCGCAUCUUUACCAUCGAUCAAGUGAUUGAUAGCAUCGGUGGCGUGUGUGUCUUUGGAUCGUUGUGAGAAAGGGUAAUCAUGUCGACCACUUCAGCCGCGCCAAAUGGUGCUCCAAUGCAAAAUGGUGCAUCCACAAGCGAUUCUGCUGCUGAUGGAUCGAAUGGCAACAAGAACGGAUCAGACGCUCCUAAAUCCAACAAUGUCCCUAGUCUUUCAUCUAUACCUCCUCAAAUGCAACAAAUCCUAAUGUCAAUGAACAAGGAAAGACUUCAACAAAUGGUAGCAAGAAUGAAAGCAUUACAAGCAGCAGGCGAAACAGAACAAUCCAGUCAAGAAUAUGCAAACUUGGUCAGCGCUUUCAGAUAUUUCCAACAAUUACAAUCCAUACGGCAGCAGCAAGCAAAAGCAAACCAACAACAAGGAUCACAAUCGAAUGGCGUUCCUGCGACAGACAGCACAGCAUCAAAUGCAACCGCUUCUGCUUCCACACCUGGUGCAAAAGAUAGUACUACAACACCCAAUGCACCAUCAAACACUGAAAGCACCACAACAGCAGAAGGCAAUGGAGCAGCCAUCGCUGAUGCAAGACUCAAAGCAAAUGGCGAUGUGACUGCCGAUCCAGCUCCCUCUCUAGCGCCUUCGUCCAACUUUACACCUGCACAAAUGGCCGCAUUGAAAACACAAAUCAUUGCUUUCCGUAUGCUGGCUCGCAACGUUCCUCUACCUCCUCAACUUCGAUCAGCACUUCUGGAUCCCAACAGUGCAAUUGAUGACAUCAAAGCCAAACUCGGUGAAAGUGUGGAGAAUCUAGGCGUGACCGGAAAGAUUGUUGAAGCAGGAGUGAAUGCCCAUAUGGCAGCAGAAGAGGCAAAGAAGGAGACUGCAGCACAGAUAGAAGAAAUCCCAAGACCACCAUCUCCUCAAGAUGAUCCUUCAAGUGACGUAUACCCUUACAACGCAUACCGCCAUCCGUUCACAUAUCUCUCCAAACCUUCGCUUGGCGCAGAUGAUUUGACAGGAACGAAACAACAGAGGCUUCUCGUACCAAGUGUUAUGCCUGCAGGAAUAGAUGCGUAUUUGCUGUUGCAAGAACGAGAUCGGUUCAUCGACGUGCGUAUACAGCAGAGAAUACGCGAAUUGCAAGAUCUUCCAUCUACCAUUUCGCAGAAGCCUAUGCAGAACGAUGCCUUAAAGGACAAAGAAAACGAAGAAGACUUUUCUCUCACCAAAUCGGCAUCAUCCGGUAACGCAAAGAUUCGAGCUUUGAUUGAGUUGAAGUCGCUUCAACUUUUGAACAAACAGCGUGCUUUGCGUGAAUCAGUGACAAAACAAAUGGCACAAGCCACUACUUUGGCACUCGAUCGUACCGGCUUCAGACGAUACAAGAAGCAAACAUUACGUGAUGCUCGUAUAACCGAACAAUUGGAACGCAAACAACGUGUUGAUCGCGAGAGAAGAGCAAGACAAAAUCAUGUCGAUUAUCUCACUUCAAUCUGUAAUCAUGGAAGAGAAAUGUUGGCUGCGCACAAAAAUCAUCAAGUCAAUGCAACACAAAGGAUGGGCAAAUUGGUGAUGCGAUUACACUCUGAAGUAGAAAGAGAAGAGCAAAAGCGUAUCGAACGUAUUGCAAAAGAACGUUUGAACGCAUUAAAGGCUGACGAUGAAGAGGCAUAUCUCAAAUUGAUCGAUACAGCAAAGGACACACGUAUUACCCAUCUUAUUCGUCAAACUGAUGCUUACUUGGAAGGCUUGGCACAAGCCGUUCAAGCACAGCAAAACGAUGAUGUGCACGCAGAAGCGAUUGCCGCUGAACGUGCUGGAAUUGCGCCUCCUUCUAUUGAAGAGCUUGCCCAACAAUCGGCCAAUCAAGAAGUCGGCGUGGCAGUUGAUGAGACAAUGUUUGGUGCUCAACGUCAAGAUGACCCCAACGAAGAUAAAGGAAAGGUGGAUUAUUACUCUGUUGCACAUCGCAUUACAGAACGUAUUUCUGCACAACCUUCAAUCUUGAUCGGUGGUACAUUGAAAGAUUACCAAAUCAAAGGUUUACAAUGGAUGGUGUCUUUGUACAAUAAUAGAUUGAACGGUAUCUUGGCCGAUGAGAUGGGAUUGGGUAAGACCAUUCAAACCUUGGCUUUGAUCACAUUCUUGAUCGAACAGAAGAAGCAAAGAGGACCUUAUCUCGUCAUCGUUCCGCUCUCCACUUUGACAAAUUGGGUCAACGAAUUCGAGAGAUGGGCACCGGCAGUACGAACGAUUAUCUACAAAGGUACACCUGGUGUGCGUAAAACACUCACGCCACUUGUGCGAGGUGGUCAAUAUGACUGUCUCUUGACAACGUACGAAUAUAUCAUCAAAGACAAGCCUUUGUUGGGUAAGAUUAAAUGGACAUACAUGAUCAUCGAUGAAGGUCACAGAAUGAAGAAUACGCAAAGUAGAUUGACUCAAACUUUGACGCAAUUCUAUACCAGUCGUUAUCGUCUAUUGUUGACCGGUACACCUUUGCAAAACAAUUUGCCAGAAUUGUGGGCAUUGUUGAAUUUUGUCCUUCCGAAAAUUUUCAAUUCGGUCAAAUCUUUCGAUGAAUGGUUCAAUACUCCUUUUGCCAAUACAGGUGCUGGUGAUAGCAGUAUGCAGCUAAACGAAGAAGAAGCUCUUUUGAUCAUCAAACGUUUGCACAAAGUCUUGCGACCUUUCUUGUUGCGUCGUUUGAAGAAGGAUGUCGAAGCAGAAUUGCCAGACAAAGUUGAACGAGUGAUCAAGUGUAAGAUGAGUGCUUUGCAAAAGAAGUUGUAUUCACAAAUGAAGAAUCACAAAAUGCUCAUUGCAUCAGACGAUUUCGGCAAAAAAGGAAAACCUCAAGGUAUUCGUGGUUUGCAAAACGCUAUUAUGCAAUUGCGUAAGAUUUGUAACCAUCCUUAUGUGUUUGAGGAAGUGGAGAUGGCCAUCAAUCCAACAAAGGAGACCGGAAUGGAUUUGUUCCGUGUUGCGGGUAAAUUUGAAUUGCUCGACAGAUUAUUACCCAAAUUGAAAGCAACAAAGCAUCGUGUUUUGAUGUUCUUCCAAAUGACCGCAAUCAUGGACAUCAUGGAAGAUUUUUUGCGUUUCCGUGGAUUCAAAUAUCUUCGUUUGGAUGGUGGUACGAAACCUGAAGAUCGUACCCAUCUACUGACAGCUUUCAAUGCUCCAGGAUCAGAUAUUGACAUCUUCAUCCUUUCAACACGUGCUGGUGGUUUGGGUUUGAAUUUGCAAACUGCCGAUACCGUUAUCAUUUAUGACUCCGAUUGGAAUCCACAUCAAGAUUUGCAAGCACAAGAUCGUGCACAUCGUAUCGGUCAAAAGAUGGAAGUUCGUAUUCUUCGUUUGGUGACUGCUAAGUCCGUUGAAGAGACCAUCUUGGAACGUGCUCGUGAUAAAUUGGAAAUUGAUGGAAAAGUUAUUCAAGCCGGUAAAUUCGACAAUCAAGCCACUGCAGCUGAACGUGAAGAUUUGCUGAGAGCCAUGUUGGAAGCGGACAACGAAGAAGAAGACGAUGAUGAAGAGGAGGCUGAUUUGAACGAUGACGAAUUGAACGAAAUCCUUGCGCGUGGAGAUCAUGAAAAGGAUAUCUUUAAAGAAAUGGACCGAGAGCGCAACCUCAAGGAUAUCGAAGAAUGGAAAAUGAUUGGUUUCACUGGAUCCAAGGUUCCUGAGCGAUUGAUGCAAGAUGAUGAAUUGCCAGCUCUGUACCAAAGAGACUUUGAUGCAGCAAACACGUUUGACGAAGAGCCUGAAGAGGAGCCAGCGUCAAGAAGACGUAACGUCGUUCAUUAUGAUGAUGGUUUGACUGAAGAACAAUUCUUGAAAGCUUUGGAAGACGAUGAUGUUGAUUUAUCAGAAGUUGUUGAAAAGAAACGUGAACGUGCAGAAAAGCGUAGAAUGAAGCUUUUGCAACAAUCGCAAAACAGUCAUGAAACUUCAGAAGCAGGAACGCCUGAACCAAGUGGAAAACGUGGAAAAGGAGGAAAGGGCAAAGGAGGAUCUUCGCGAGUCACACAAACGCCAGAGCCUGCUCCAGGAUUGGGUAAGAAACGUAAGAGAGGUUCAAAUGUGAUCGGAAGUGCCAGUCCAGAGCCUGAAGAUACACCCGUCCGUAAUGUAGGAGCCAAGAAGAGAAAAGGUCAAGAUGAUACUCGUGAACAGAUCUACGAAGUACUGUCUCAAUGCUACAAAGCAGCCGAUAGCACAUACCAAACAUUCGAAACGGGCGAGACACGCAAGAGAAAUUAUUUGUUCCAAGAUUUACCCAAGCGUGCACAUUUCCCAGAUUACUACGUUAUCAUUCAACAGCCCAUCUCAUUGCGUCAAAUCAAACGAAAGCUUGACAAGCGAGCAUAUGAUACUGUCACAGCGUGCAAAGAGGACUUUGAGCUGAUGUUAAAGAAUGCCAGAACGUACAACAAGGAAGACAGCUUGGUCGUUGAAGAUGCAUUGGAGAUCUUUAAAGCAUUUGAAGAGCGUUUCAAUGCUGUAGCUCGCAACAGUGGUUUACCCGGAGCCGAUAACGAAGGCGAGGUUAGCAUGUCUCUGGACGAUGGUGCAGAAGAUGAUGAUGACGAUGAAGACAGACAGCCUUCUCGAUCUGGCCGUGGAGCACCAUCUGCUCCCUCUUCUGCCCAACCCGGUCGUCCUCGAAUCAAAAUUAGUAUGCGCGGACGUGCAAGUAGAGGUGCUUCAGCCAGCAGACGUCGCGAAGAUGGCGAGGAAGGAUCAGAUGAUGAAUAAAUAGGUAUUCAUCAUAUGUACAAUUUUUUAGAAGUAGAAUCCAACGUUUCUUUUUUGAGGCGAAGGAUUCUUGUAUAGCACAAAUGAUUCGUUCUGUUUGAUCAUAAAAUUCAUGUAUACAAAUUGAUACAUUAAGUAA
Messenger RNA from Meira miltonrushii, 5190 nucleotides. RefSeq lists its product as uncharacterized. Gene Ontology annotation, cellular component: nucleus. Gene Ontology annotation, molecular function: ATP-dependent chromatin remodeler activity; ATP binding; DNA binding. Gene Ontology annotation, biological process: positive regulation of transcription by RNA polymerase II. The transcript has a single exon. The record is from RefSeq and is a predicted model, not a curated record. NCBI's taxonomy places the organism in Eukaryota, Fungi, Basidiomycota, Exobasidiomycetes, Exobasidiales, Brachybasidiaceae. Bases 369 to 5051 code for a protein of 1560 amino acids.